AUCCCGUGGAAGGGCACUUCCUCCUCUAUCUCCUCCCAUCAGUUCUCCUUUCCUCCACCGGCGAUCCUCCGCCUCGGAUCGGAUCGUAACUGCUGCUGCAGCGACCGCCCUCCCAUGACUAUGAUGACGCCGCCCCCUCUCGAAGUAUGGUUCUCGCACCCUCGUUCUGACGCCUCAUUCGUCAACCUAGUUAUUGGUUAGUUAGAGCUCGGGGAAGGAGUAGGUUUGCCCUGUUGAUCUCGCUCGCUCCAGCGCAAUUCUCGUCAGUUCUAGGGUUUCAAGUGGGCCGCUGCCUACCAGGCACUCGGAUCGAAUUGGAUCUCCACUGGACCCUUCGCGAGUCUGCUAGGGUGUUUUUGUUAUCGAAGCUGCAUGGUUGUUUAUGGAUCUGGGCUCUAAUUUGCGCGCGCGUGCGCGUGUGUGUUUGCAGCAGCAGGAGGACGAGGAGAUGUUGGUCCCGCAUCAGGAGUUAACGGAGGGACCCCAGCCGAUGGAAGUUUUAUCAGCUGAGACAGUCAGUGCUUCAGAAAACCAACAGGUGGAGGAUCCUCCUACGUUAAAAUACAGGUGGACAAUUGAAAACUUCUCCAGGUUGAAUACCAAGAAACUUUAUUCUGACAUUUUCCAUGUCGUGGGGUAUAAAUGGCGGGUGCUAAUUUUUCCCAAGGGAAAUAAUGUAGACCACUUGUCUUUAUACCUUGAUGUUGCUGAUUCAGCUACUUUGCCAUAUGGUUGGAGUAGAUAUGCUCAGUUCUCACUUGCAGUUGUCAAUCAAAUUCAUGGAAAGUACACAAUAAGAAAAGAUACACAACACCAAUUUAAUGGGCGAGAAAGUGAUUGGGGUUUCACUUCGUUUAUGUCUCUAAGUGAACUCUAUGAUCCAAGUAGAGGAUAUCUAGUCAAUGAUACAUUUGUAAUUGAAGCUGAAGUUACUGUACGUAAAGUUGUAGAUUACUGGAGUUAUGAUUCAAAAAAGGAAACAGGCUAUGUUGGUUUAAAAAACCAAGGAGCUACUUGUUACAUGAACUCUCUCCUUCAGACUUUGUAUCAUAUUCCAUACUUCAGAAAGGCUGUUUAUCAUAUGCCAACGACAGAGAAUGAUAUGCCAUCAGGGAGCAUUCCCUUGGCACUGCAGAGUCUGUUCUAUAAGCUUCAGUACAGUGACAACAGCGUUGCCACGAAGGAAUUGACAAAAUCUUUUGGUUGGGAUACAUAUGAUUCUUUUAUGCAACAUGAUGUGCAAGAACUUAAUAGGGUUCUUUGUGAAAAGUUGGAAGACAAGAUGAAGGGAACUGUGGUUGAGGGCACAAUCCAGCAUUUAUUUGAAGGACAUCACAUGAAUUAUAUUGAAUGCAUUAAUGUCGACUAUAAAUCCACUCGAAAAGAGUCAUUCUAUGAUUUACAGCUGGAUGUAAAGGGUUGUCGAGAUGUUUAUGCUUCAUUUGAUAAAUAUGUUGAAGUAGAGCGGCUUGAAGGGGAUAAUAAAUAUCAAGCUGAAAACCAUGGGUUACAGGAUGCUAAGAAAGGUGUUCUAUUCAUUGACUUCCCCCCAGUUUUGCAACUCCAGCUUAAACGUUUUGAAUAUGAUUUCAUGCGAGAUACAAUGGUGAAGAUAAAUGAUCGUUAUGAGUUUCCACUUCAGUUGGACCUUGAUAAAGAUAAUGGUAAAUAUCUUUCUCCUGAUGCAGACAGGAGGGUUCGAAAUCUCUAUACUCUUCACAGUGUUCUUGUUCACAGUGGCGGAGUGCACGGUGGACAUUAUUAUGCUUUCAUCCGGCCAACUCUAUCACAUCUGUGGUUUAAGUUUGAUGAUGAGAAAGUAACAAAGGAAGAUGCUAAAAAGGCACUCGAGGAGCAGUAUGGUGGUGAAGAGGAGUUACCUCAGACAAAUCCAGGCUUGAACAAUACAACUUUUAAAUUUACAAAGUAUUCCAAUGCUUAUAUGCUUGUGUACAUUCGUGAAAGUGACAAGGAGAAAAUUAUGUGUGAUGUUGAUGAGAAAGACAUUGCAGAACACCUCAGAAUUAGGUUGAAGAAGGAACAAGAAGAGAAGGAGCACAAGAAGAAAGAGAAAGCUGAGGCUCAUCUGUAUACUAUCAUAAAGGUAGCUCGGAAUGAGGAUUUGAUGGAACAGAUCGGAAAGGAAAUAUUUUUUGAUCUUGUAGACCAUGACAAAGUUCGAGCCUUUCGCAUCCAAAAGCAGUUGCCAUUCAAUCAUUUUAAGGAGGAGGUGUUCAAAGAAUUUGGUAUUCCAGUUCAGUUUCAGCGGUUCUGGUUGUGGGCCAAGCGACAAAACCAUACAUAUCGGCCCAAUCGACCUUUGACACCCCAGGAGGAAACACAGUCUGUUGGACAGCUUAGGGAGGUUUCAAAUAAGACUCAUAAUGCUGAAUUGAAGCUGUUCUUGGAAGUAGAAAUUGGACCGGACCUUCACUUUCUUCCUCCACCGCUGAAAACCAAGGAGGAGAUAUUACUUUUCUUCAAGCUAUAUGAUCCUGAAAAAGAAGAUCUGAAAUUUGUAGGAAGACUAUUCGUGAAGUCUCUGGGAAAGCCGACUGAAGUUUUCUCAAAAUUGAUUGAAAUGGCUGAAUUUCCUCCAAAUGAAGAAAUUGAUCUUUAUGAGGAAAUAAAGUUCGAACCAACUGUCAUGUGUGAGCAUAUUGACAAGCGGAUAUCUUUCAAAUCAAGCCAGCUUGAAGAUGGAGAUAUCAUUUGCUAUCAAAAAUCUUUAACAUCAACAAAUAGAAACCAGUUUCGAUAUCCUGAUGUUCCUUCCUUCUUGGAGUAUGUUCGCAACCGCCAGGUUGUUUUUUUUCGGGCUUUGGAGAAGCCAAAGGAGGAGGAUUUUUCCUUGGAAUUAUCUAAACUUUUCACAUAUGACGAUGUUGUUGAAAGGGUUGCACGUCAACUUGGUGUAGAUGAUCCAUCAAAAAUUCGUCUUUCAUCUCAUAACUGCUAUUCUCAGCAACCUAAACCACAACCCAUUAAGUACCGGGGUGUGGACCACCUUGUAGACAUGCUUGUUCAUUAUAACCAGACUUCUGACAUUUUGUACUAUGAGAUAUUGGAUAUUCCUCUGCCCGAAUUGCAAGGUUUAAAAACUCUGAAAGUAGCAUUCCAUCAUGCCAUAAAGGAAGAGGUGGUAAUUCACAUCAUCAGACUUCCUAAGAAUAGCACCGUAGCUGAUGUAAUCAAUGACCUAAAGACCAAGGUUGAGCUCUCUCGUCCUGAUGCUGAAGUCAGAUUACUUGAGGUUUUCUAUCACAAGAUCUACAAGAUAUUUCCACCAGGUGAGAAAAUUGAAAACAUUAAUGAUCAAUACUGGACUUUACGUGCAGAGGAGAUUCCAGAGGAAGAGAAAAGCCUUGGCCUUCAUGAUCGCUUGAUUCAUGUCUAUCACUUUACUAGAGAUUCUAAUCAGAACCAAAUGCAAGUUCAGAAUUUUGGAGAGCCUUUCUUCCUUGUUAUUAAGGAAGGUGAGACUUUAACCGAUAUCAAAAUACGCAUUCAGAAGAAACUGCAAGUUCCCGAUGAUGAAUUUUCAAAGUGGAAGUUUGCUUUUAUAUCACUUGGACGUCCUGAAUACCUCCAGGAUUCAGACAUUGUAUCCAAUAGAUUUCAGAGAAGAGAUAUUUAUGGAGCCUGGGAGCAGUAUCUUGGUUUAGAGCAUUCCGACACUGCUCCAAAAAAAGCUUACACGACUAAUCAGAACCGUCACACCUUCGAGAAGCCAGUGAAAAUUUAUAAUUGAAAGUGACUAGAUCCCCUCCCAAAACAUCCCAUGCUGUCAUCUCACAAGUGCAUGGAUAGCGGAGAAUGACAUGUAGAUUUUAGAAAUAAAUGCAGCAAGGUGAGGUGAAAUGAAGUGGGAUUUCGUCACCAGAAUUGUUCUGGUGUUGCUGAGAGGACGUUGACGACAGAAUCGGUGCUCUAUCUUCAGCUCCUGUAAUGGUUUGCCCAUGUUCUUGGUAUAACUUUUCUCCCUAUAUUAGGUUUCCACAUUGUUGGUUCAGUAUAAUUUGGUAUAUAAGAUUUUGGAUUAGGGGGGCAGUUAUAGGGUAUAGUUGGGUGUCUCUUUUGACCUUUCACUUUUUUGUCUAUCCCUCUUUCCCACCUUCGUUAUAUGUUCGACCUUUCUUCUUGGGUUGUAAAAUAGGGCGAUUUGAUGUAACAGGUUGCCUUAGUGUUCCAUGACCAUGUACAAGAAAGAACCGACGAAGACUCCACUCCAUGUAUCAUGUUCAGACUCGUACACAAUUUUUCUCUACGACGAGAAUACCGAGUGCAACUUCUUAAUUUUAAA
This is a messenger RNA of Zingiber officinale, 4303 nucleotides long. Its product is annotated as ubiquitin C-terminal hydrolase 12-like. The record is from RefSeq and is a predicted model, not a curated record. Bases 383 to 3751 code for a protein of 1122 amino acids. NCBI's taxonomy places the organism in Eukaryota, Viridiplantae, Streptophyta, Magnoliopsida, Zingiberales, Zingiberaceae. Gene Ontology annotation, cellular component: cytosol; nucleus. Gene Ontology annotation, biological process: protein deubiquitination; regulation of protein stability. The transcript has 31 exons. Gene Ontology annotation, molecular function: protein binding; cysteine-type endopeptidase activity; cysteine-type deubiquitinase activity.